CGCAGCGCUACCCGCAACAAUAAUUUCUGCUAGAGGAGCGUUCUUUUUGUUUGUUUUUUGCAAGGAAAAGACAGACGGACUGGAGAGGACAGUGAGUUGUUUGCAGAUAACAACCACAAACAUCCCUGGAUAAUUCUCAAGAGAACGCCGCUCUCUCGCCACCUCGACACUCCUUCCUCCCCAUACACCAACAACCCCCCCGCCAUAGCCUGCCCUGCAAAUAUCCACCCGGAAUCAAAUAGAGCUCAGCCACGCAAGCAUCCCAUGUCGUCUCUCGCGUCCGCUCCCCCUACAGCAUCCAUACCCGCCUCCGACUCCUACAACUCCCCCGUCCAGUCCUCCGGCCCAGGUUUAAGCAACGGCAACAGUACUCCGUCAAAGUGGAAGAGUGUCUUUAAACUUGGGAGGACAGCGACAAUAGGGAGGGGUAAAGAGAAUAGAUCAGCGUUGGGUGGUGAGAGCUUUGUGCUGGAUAACAAGGAACAACAGUCAUUUGCAGGUGAAGUCUCGCCUGCGGUGCCAACAGAACCUUACCUUCCCCCUCGUAAAACACAACUUCGCGCUCAUACCGACCCUUACCCACCUAAAUCGCCCAGCGUCAAAAACAACCCUGGUAGUGUGAGCGUUGAACACUUUGAUUCUAAAGUACUUCACGAAGAAGGCAUGCCGAAGACGAGAGAAGAGGGUUCGAGUGAGAGUUUCAAUGUCCAUCUCAACUCGAGUAAUGGAAAUCUCCAAACAACAUCGACCUCGGGUGAACAGUCGCGACCUUAUUCGUCUGUGACGGAUUCUGCGUCUGCAUCUACUACAGAGCGUACUUCGCAUUCUUCCGGCGGUCACUUCCUCCCGGGAGAUGGGAGUUUACAUGGUGUCGCCUCGUCAAACACCUACGGGACCGCGUCUACUCGUUCACCCACUGGCGGUCCGCUUGGGAUUGGGAACUUGAAAAGCCGAUUUUUCUCAGCACCCUUAUCUGCACCAGCGGGUAAGAACAAGCACGAUAAGAGUAAGAGCGAAAAGUACCGUGGUCUAGGAAAAGUCGCUACCGAUUUCCCCCAGUCCACCGCACCACCAUCCAGUGCAGGAGGAGCGUCAAGCAGUGGUGGAGGGAGGAAGAAGAGUGAUGGUUCAUCGUCGCUUUCGUCGAGAGGCGCAGCGUCACCGCGAACGCCCGCGAAAUCGAAGCGCGAACCGUCAGCCAACUCUUCUAGGCGAAUGCCGUUUGGGCAGACUAACGAUAAUGGAAGCAACUCUGGAUCAGUAGCCGCGAGGUUUCUCCGACGGGUGGUCUCUGCCCCAAACACAAAAGCCCUCUUCUCCAAUAACCUUUUCAGCAACGCUCCUGAUGUACCGCCAUUACCUGCACCCAAGAAUCAGCCUAACAGCUCAACUUCCAGCAAGGAAAAGUCCUCAUCACCUGUAGUGAUCGUCGGCAACUCUGGAGGACAUAUCGACCUCACUUCUUCCCCGGAUAGCGACCACCCGCCAUCUAUCAGUCCAUUAUCCAACUCUUCCACAAUGUAUACCUCGCAGACAUCACAUACCCCCUCAGCCUCAGCCUCAGCGACUCCUACCCCCUCGCCUCUCAAGCAGAAGAACCAUUUUUUGAGCCCGACGGCUUCUCCUAGUCCGGGUCAAGGAUCGGGGCUUUCUGCCAAAGGAACAAGAGCGAGUAGGAGCUUGACGACAGGUACGGCGCCGGUACUGAAAAAUAUCAGACAGCUCCAGGGAUAUUCGGGGUCAAGUCCCGGGGGAGGUGGGUAUAUGGAUGGGGAGAGCAGGCAUAAGCAGGUAUUUAAGAGGACGUAUAGUAGUAAUUCUAUAAAGACCAAACAGGUUGAAGUGACGGCGUCAUCGUUCCAGAAGAUAAAACUGCUGGGUAAAGGAGAUGUUGGGAAAGUGUAUUUGGUGAGGGAGAAGAAGACGGAUAAGCUGUUUGCUAUGAAGGUGUUAUCGAAAAAGGAGAUGAUCAAGCGAAACAAGAUCAAACGCGCUCUCGCUGAGCAAGAAAUCCUCGCAACAGCAAACCACCCAUUCAUCGUCACCUUGUUCCACUCGUUCCAAUCGCAAGAUUACCUCUUCUUCGUUCUUGAUUACUGUAUGGGCGGUGAAUUCUUCCGUGCGUUGCAGACGAGACCGGGGAAAUGUUUGUCGGAGGAGCAUGCCAAGUUUUAUGCGGCGGAAGUAACGGCAGCAUUAGAGUAUCUUCAUUUGAAUGGGUAUAUCUACCGCGAUUUGAAACCUGAGAAUAUCCUCCUCCACCAGUCGGGACAUAUCAUGCUUUCUGAUUUCGACCUCUCAAAGCAGUCUGGUGAAGCGGGUGGUGCGCCAGCAGCUAUACGUCAUGGUGGACCUAACGGCCAAACGAUACUGGUAGAUACGCGUUCGUGUAUAGCGGAUUUCAGAACCAACUCGUUUGUCGGUACGGAAGAGUAUAUUGCACCAGAGGUUAUUAAGGGACAUAGUCAUUCCUCGGCUGUGGAUUGGUGGACGCUGGGUAUUUUGGUUUAUGAGAUGAUUUUUGCGACGACACCAUUCAAGGGUCCAAAUAGGAACGCGACAUUCGCGAAUGUCAUGAAGAAUGAAGUCCUCUUCCCUGAAUCAGUACCCGUUUCAAGCAAUUGCAAAUCAUGUAUUCGCAAGCUUUUGAUCAAAGAUGAGAACAAGCGUCUUGGUUCUGCGUCUGGUGCGAGCGAAGUGAAGCAGCACAAGUGGUUUGCAUCGGUGAACUGGGGUUUGUUGAGGAAUAUGACACCGCCUAUUAUCCCCGAGGAAUCAAAUGGAAUUGAUACAAUAAAUUUCCGACCUUUAAGAGAAAGCAAGAGCAUAGAUUUCGAUCGAGACGAUAUUACUACCGACAUCAUCCACGCCAAAGCAGGUUCUCCUUCCGUCUCUGGGAACUCUACUCCAGGUAUGCUCACCCCUAAGGAGCUCGUCCAAACAACGUCAUCAUCGUCACCCAUCGGUGGUGGAGCUGGCGGUACAUCUGGCCACUCUUCGUCAGCGAUGCCAAUACCAGGCUCGAUGCGGGGAUAUGAUAAGGAGAAGAACCCGUUUGGGGAGUUUAGCAGUGUGACAAGAGAUUUUGGGGAGUGCUAAAACAAUCAUUGAAGCAAAGCAGGAGAAAGGGAAUGAGGGAAUUUUUCACGAGCUUUUUCUUGUUUUUGGGAGUUCAUUUUAAUUCAAAAACUCAUACGCUGUAACGUUUAACGUUUGCCUCCUCUUCUUGUCCUCAAAUUCUAUAUCUUUCAAAUCUAUUUGUUUAUGACUAUCUCGCAUCAAUUGUUGAGUGUUGACAAUUAGGUCUCUUUCGUAUUUUUACGUCUUUCCUUUGGCUACUUUACAUUAUUUCUAUCAUCAUCUCUUUUCAUAGGUUGCUUCGUCUGGGAAAGUCUUCUAGUAUGGCUACUGGGGACAGUAUUUGUUGUGUAUAUGUAGCCGUUGUGUAGUAUGCAGACUCUUAUGUGUC
Messenger RNA from Cryptococcus deneoformans JEC21, 3469 nucleotides. Its product is annotated as serine/threonine-protein kinase nrc-2, putative. Gene Ontology annotation, molecular function: protein serine/threonine kinase activity; ATP binding. The coding region runs from base 265 to 3099 and encodes 944 amino acids. The transcript has 10 exons. Gene Ontology annotation, cellular component: cytoplasm; nucleus; plasma membrane. Gene Ontology annotation, biological process: protein phosphorylation. The record is from RefSeq and is a predicted model, not a curated record. NCBI's taxonomy places the organism in Eukaryota, Fungi, Basidiomycota, Tremellomycetes, Tremellales, Cryptococcaceae.